This is a messenger RNA of Porites evermanni, 489 nucleotides long. The record is from the annotation of a GenBank genome assembly. NCBI's taxonomy places the organism in Eukaryota, Metazoa, Cnidaria, Anthozoa, Scleractinia, Poritidae.
AUGUUGCAUCUGUGUGCCUUCCUCAAGAAAUGGUAUAAAAAUCCGAGGUGGUCAUUUUCCUGCUGUCUUUCCUUGAUCCUGCCUUUUCUUAGUUUGUCUGGGGACAUUGAUGGUUUGGUGGGAGAAAAUAUAAUGAACAACCAAGGAGAUACCGGAGAUAUCGAAAUGCCUUCUAUCGCUGCUGCUGUACAAGACAGUGGGGCUACUGAUAUUACUCUCGAUAAUAGUGAACAGCCUGCCACACAGUUGCAAAUUGUGGAAAAGGGAAACCACACUGCUACGAUCCUCUCACAGACUAAUGAGGCUUUUGACAUUAGUGUUGAAGAAAAUAAACAAGAAAAUGGUAACAAAAAGGAAAUAGAAAGCAUGCAGCCUGUCACAUGGCCAAAUUGUGGGGAAAAGCAAAGUAUUGUUGUCCCCUUCUACUCACAAUACAGGUCAUCAAAGUGUCAUCGAGUAACCCAAACAACGUUGAUGGUGCUGAAUUGA